CGUGUGUGAGAAUAGGAACUGAUAACAAUCUGAACAGCUUCUCUUCCCUCCGCAAGAAGACUUGAAAGUGCCAGACAGACACAGAUUAGGCUGCAUACAGAGCUACAGUACAGUACAGCUGGAAUGUGGCUACUAGCACUGCGGCUAACCAGCUGCUCUCAGCCAGAGAAAACUUUUACAGGAAGAUCAUGACUACCGCUGUCACACCGCCACCGGCCCGGUAAAAAAUCAAGAGAGUUAGGCUGACAGAGGAGUCAUAUCCUCUGGGCAACUGGAGGGACUCCUGUCAAGAAUACUCAACAGGUCAAUGACUGUCAGCCCUUUUCCUGGAACGUAGCCACAGCUGAGUAACUUACAAAGAUGAACAUCGAUGACAAGCUUGAGGGAAUCCUGAUUAGAUGUGGCACUGUGGGCCUACACCACUCGACAAGAGCCCUGGCACCCUCCGGGGUGGACAGAAGAGGAGGAGGCUUGGAUAUGUCUCUUGGAGAAAAGGGCUUGGCCAAUCAGCCCCUUCUUGCAGAAGAUGAUGAUGACGAUGAGGAGGAAGAGGAAGAAGACCUGGCCAGAGGGACACUGACCUCACACGACCUCAUCUCGCAUGACGAACUAAUGGUUCAUGAGGAGACUGUGAAGAAUGACGCAGAAGAAGACCCAGACUUCUCCCAGCGGCUCUCAAAUAAGCUACCAUACACACUUCACAUGCCCGUGAAUAUUAAACAGGAAGUGAAGCUGUCAGACUCACUGAUUCUCAGCAAGAAGGACAAGAAACAAGGCAGGGAUCCUGUAGAGUGCCUGAAAAAGAAGAAGAGAAAGCAGCGAUCCCCAGCAAAGAUUCUCACCAUUAAUGAUGAUGGGUCGCUGGGGCAUCAGAGUCCGAAGUCUCAUAUUUGUGAGCACUGCAAUGCUGCUUUCCGAACAAAUUACCAUCUACAGAGACACGUCUUCAUUCAUACAGGAGAGAAACCUUUCCAGUGCAGUCAAUGUGACAUGCGUUUCAUUCAGAAGUACUUGUUGCAAAGACAUGAGAAAAUUCACACAGGAGAAAAGCCUUUUCGCUGUGAUGAAUGUGGAAUGAGAUUCAUUCAGAAGUACCAUAUGGAGCGACACAAGAGGACACACAGUGGGGAGAAGCCCUAUCAGUGUGAUUACUGCCACCAGUACUUCUCCAGAACCGAUCGAGUCCUGAAGCAUAGACGGAUGUGCCAUGAAAACAAGGAGAGAAAAGCCCAUAAAGCAGCUGCCAAAGAUGGACUUCUGAGCAACACAGAAACACUGGCAUUCUCUUUCACUUCCAAGGAGUGCACGCUACCCAAGAAAAAACGGCAGAAGUCCACUGAUAAAAACCGCACCUUGGCUGCAAACCCUGGUGUGGCAGUAGCGGAGGGUGCUGGUAAGGAUAAGACAGAGGAGAAGACAGAGGAUAGGCUUGCCAAGAAUGAAUGUCUUCCUCUCUAUGCCGUGGCCACCAAGGUGAAGGAUGAGUAUGUAGUGGCAGAAUAUUCAGUUGAGCUCCCGGAUUCCUCUCCAGGAAACAGGCACCUUACAGAGGAGGUGUCUUCUGAUGAGAUCAUCACUCCUCCGAAGUUGGUGCUGAAGAAGAUUUCCAGCAAGAAAAGUGUGAAGCAGCAGCCUUUAGAACAGCCCCAGACUCUUUCUCCCUUGUCUUCAUUUGAGGAGGGAAAAGUCACAAGAUACACAUUUGAGAUUGUGGAUAACAAGGGUCUAUUGGAUGUAGAGCCAAGCUCUGACUUGGAGAGUGUUGAUCCCCUCCAUGGUGGGCCAGCAAAGCCAGCUGGGAGCAGCACAAACUAUGAUGAUGCCAUGCAGUUUCUCAAAAAGAAGCGUUACCUCCAGGCAACCACGGCUAAUAACAAUCGGGACUAUGCCCUGAAUGUGAGUAGCAUCUCUUCACAGCCCUCCAUCACUCAGGCAGCCGUUGCCACUGUCAUAGACGAGACUGUUCCUGCCACAAUCCUCUCUGAGACUCAGACUCUGAACGUGGAGAUCAAGACAAGUAACGAGAAGAACGUCUUCCCAGACGAAGUCCUGCAGUCGCUCUUGGACCACUACUCCAACAAGACCAAUGGGCAGCCAGAGAUCAGCUUCAGUGUAGCAGACACAGAGGUGACCUCCAGCAUCUCUAUCAAUUCAUCUGAUGUUUCUGAGAGCAGCCCUACUGAGGCCUUGGGGACCAGUUCCCAAGCGCCCCCUGCAGAGAAAGCCAGCCUUCUUCAGGAGUAUUCAAAGUUUCUCCAGCAAGCGUUGGAGAGAACCAGUCAGAACGACAGCUACCUGAACAACCAGAGUCUUACAUUUGUAACUGAUGGCGCCAGCCUCGCCGGGCAGCCCUUGUUUUCUACAGACAAACAGUUCACUUCCUCGAGUCGGUUUAGAUCAGGCAUGAACUCUCCUCUGAGAUCAACCUUGGAGAAACCUCACUUUGGUCUUUUAGUAGACUCUCAACAUUCUUACUCAUUUUCAGGCGAUGAAACUAACCCCUCUUCAGUGUCACCAACAGAGGACUUUCUGGAGCAGGUCUCGUCCCCCAAAAAGAUGGACUCUCAGGGCAUCGGUCAAACAUUUCAAAUAGCCACUUUUGACCAGAACUUCCGAUCUCAGUUCCAGACAUCCCGGUCUGGACUGUCAUCGCAGUUUAAUGUUGCCAAUGGACAGGUCAGCCUAAGAAGUCAUGGUGGAACAGACUUCCCAGAAUUCCCACUAGUUAAUGUUACUGAGACCAGAACUCAAAUAACCUCAUCUCCAGAUGCUACAAGCAGCCAAACUUUUGGCUAAAGAAAGCUAUUUAAAAUUUCAGUUGUUUUUAAAGCACUUUAUACUCCUGGUCUCUGGUUUCUGCGAAUAUAGGCACCUCCUCAGAUGUUGAUCUCUGAGCAAGUGUUUCAUUAAUCAGUCACAGGUGGAAAUCAUCUUAGCAAGUAGAUUUUGUUUUGCAGCACAUUUUGUUCUUACUAGUCAUGUAAUGUUAUUCUAUAUAUGUAAUUCAAAGGCACUUUUUCCUAAAAAUUUUCUUCAUUCCUUUUUUUUUUUUUAAUUCAAUAAGUAGGCAGUACAUCUGCAACACCGACUGCACAAGCAAUCUCUCCACGAGAGAGUUUACCUUGUUUAAAGGUAUAGGCAGAUAAACUCUUAAAUUUGAAAUGGCCUAAUAAUUUUAUAUAAUGAAAUUAUGUAACUAAGAUAUUUUUGCACAUUACUCUGAAGGUAAAAUAUCAAAAAAUCAAAAGAAAGCUCUUGCAGUACAAUUUAAUUGGUAUAUCUGAGAUAAUCAGUGUAUUUGUAUAUAAUUGAUUAAUGCCUAUUACCUUUGUACAAAAAAAAAAACAUGCCAGUGAGACUUGUACUGUAUCCACCCAUAGAAUUUAUAAAUGGUGACAUGAUUUCAAAGUUUCCACAGCACAUGGGUACUGUAGAAGACACUAGUUUAAGCAGUUUAGUCACUCUCAGAGAUCAAUUAAGAGGAAUGGAAUACAGUUACAUUCAGAUACAUCAUUACCUCAGAUACGUCAUUAAUACAGAUUAAUUAACAAAGGUUUAAGGAUUUUCAAGCACAUUUCAGGAGUGCAUUUUUAAUACUCUUGAUUUUGAGUGGUAUAUGAUGUAGGCCUGCUUACGCAAUUAGUUUUGUUUUGCAUGUAGUGCCUUUUUGGUGUGUUUGCUGAUGCAAAAUUGAAUAUUCAUAACAUUCCUUCUUUAACUGCCUUUCUCUCUUUACUGCUUUUUGGUUUAGAAGUGACAUUGACAGCAAAGAGACUAGAUUUAGUUGUUAACCCAUUAAAUGUGCACUUAGGCCUUGUAGGGAAAAAUCCACUGCUUUGUAUCAUAGGUUUUACAUUCAUACCUGAAGGACUUAAUGUUAUCAUAUAAUGUAAUCAUUUUUGAAGCACCUUUUCCCCCAUCAUUACAGUGAUGUAGACAUUUGACCAGGUCAGAGGCAGGCAAUGUCUUUAAACGAGAUGACAUUCUCUUCUUGGUAGUUAUCAAGUAAAAUUUUGUUUUAAUCAUAUUUCUUAUGAACUAAAAGAUGCAUUCUUUAUGUCUAGCUGGAAUAAAGGGUUGAAGUGCAUGAUCUUGAUCGUUGGUACAGCUGCAUUUAUAUGGUCUUGGUAAACAUAGUUGUGUUUAUUCUACAUCUUCAAUAUUGAUCUAACAAAUAAUCAUGUAUAUGAAAUGCUUUUGUUGUUUAUAUUUUCUGUUUGUUUCAGAAUUUGUUUUGCGUGCUUGUGGAAAUGUCUUAACCAGGUUCAUAACCAGCUGUACUUCACCUGGAUUUUGCUUUUUUUUUUUUCCUCUUUAUGCCUAUAGUAGUAUCAUGCCAAACUACAGACUACAUGGAAACUGCAUUGUAAGCUUAUUUUGAAUCAAUACGAUCCAUUUACAAUCAGGGACAAAUACAAUCCUUGUUCUAAAUUGCUGUUACUCUUAUUAAUUCAUUGUAAACAUUCCUACAUUUUAUUGUCAGUAGACAUCUGAUGUGUAUUGUUGUAAAUAAGUUGUAUAUUUUGAACUGUACAUUUUGUUCUGUGUAUGCGAAGAGUGAGACGGGCAAGUUGGAGAUAUUUGGGAUCUCUGAAUUUUUACAUGAAUGUACUCUGUCGAUUCAGUCAGCAUAAUCCUGUUGGUUCUGGCUCCACUGAGCACAGCUCAUGUAUCUGUUGACUCAUAGUGAUUGGGUUUCUCUCUCUCUCUCUCUCUGAAGUUGAAAUACCACUUUAGUUUGGAAAGCAUUUUCAGGUCUUUAAAGCCUGUAUUUGUAUUUGCACCUAUUUAAGAACUGAUUGGAAGCAUUAUUUAUAAAAUCACUCAGCAGAUAUUAAAUCUCUUUAAGGGGAGUCAUCUUAGUUGCUAUUCCACAUCAGAUCAACAGCCACGAUACCCAUAAGUGCUCCUUAAAUCUUAAAUGUGUUGAAAAGAUGGACUGAAAGGUAUUUCAUUUCGCUUCAUCGGACGGCUGUGUUGAUCUUUUCCUUUCUUACUGCCAGGAAAAAGCUCAAAAACAGGCAUACACAACUAUCCUGUCAUCUUCCCCCUUAUUUGAUUUCUAAAAAUUGGAGUCAAGUGAGCAAUGGUACUGAUGGAUUCAUUAUUAUUCUUGUUUAGUUUGAUGCGAUUAAUUACUGUUAAACAGUGAUGGUUUCUUAAUUUCUUAAUAGUUUUAGACAUUUUCCAUUUGAUGGGGGGAAUGCAUGUCCACUGUUUUUUUGUACACUGGUUAUAUUUUUAUAUGUAAUGUAUGCAUUUUAUUGUAGCCAAAAGAUUUCCAUAGAAUACCUUUACUUUUAUGCAAUACUAUGUAUAAGAUGUGGAAAAAGAGAUUUGAUUGGUUUUCUUUUCUUGUGUGUUAUGUCCUUUCAAAUACAAUAACAAAAAGAUUCA
This is a messenger RNA of Colossoma macropomum (tambaqui), 5397 nucleotides long. RefSeq names its product zinc finger protein 148 (gene znf148). The transcript has 7 exons. Gene Ontology annotation, molecular function: DNA-binding transcription factor activity, RNA polymerase II-specific; RNA polymerase II cis-regulatory region sequence-specific DNA binding. The record is from RefSeq and is a predicted model, not a curated record. Gene Ontology annotation, cellular component: nucleus. Gene Ontology annotation, biological process: regulation of transcription by RNA polymerase II. The coding region runs from base 361 to 2796 and encodes 811 amino acids. Lineage: Eukaryota; Metazoa; Chordata; Actinopteri; Characiformes; Serrasalmidae.